UGGAGCUGCCCGCACGGCUACAGCACGAUUGUACUCGGAAGAUCAGCACCGCCGACAACACCAAUAACAACAACAACCAAAACAACAAUGUCAAAAUCAGCAGGCAACGCCGUCGCCAGCCCAUGCGAGUCUCACUCGAGCCCAAAUACCCGCCCCGCCUGCGACUUGGGAUGACGGGACAGGCGAGGUCUGCCAGCCCGCGGUCCACUUCCUUAGUGCAGCCACGCAACCGUUCCGCGAGACAAGUUCGACCCCUUCCAUCUCCACGAGCGUCGUGAGCAUCUCGUCGCCAUCACCAUCGCCGUUUCCACAAGGUGCGUGCGCACCACGUGCAGGCUGCCCGGCAAGCUUGUGGGCGUCGCCGUCAUGCUGGCUUGGUCCACAGUAAUCCACACUGCAAGUCAUCUUGUUGUCACAUAUGUCGUGCGGAGCCAUGAUGCCUCACGCGAGGGACUCGGGUUACUGGGAUCGGGUGCGGGUGUCGUCUCAAUCAUACCAGUCGGGCGUCAUCACCACAUUCUUUUGGUAAGCCAAGGUGCUGUCCCUGUCGAAUCCUGGUUCGCACUUUCUUCGAACUACUCCGUAGACACCCUGGCAAAACCGUUCGUUUGCGGAAGUUGCCUGUCCUCCUGGAACCUGCAGCAAUGUCUCCCUACGCGAUACGACACUCCCACACGAGCCGCACUCGACUGUGUACCUUCUCGCACGGUACUCUAUAUCGGAGAUGCGGAACACACGCAAGUCAGGGGUCCGUCUCAUGAAGCAUGGCGCAAAAGCGAGCCUUGCUGCCAAGUCGUCAAUGAACAAAAGGUGCUGGAGCUCGGCCUAACGAAGCUGAUUUAUCCAAGUCCUGGAUGCCCCGAUUGGGCAGAAUUGAGGAAGCAAGCCAUGCUCGUCCAAUUGCCGCUACAGCGCCGCCCUUCCAGCACGCACCCUGGGCGCCCAAGGACGCUGUCGUGCAUCAAGGAACGAAUCUGAUCUCUUCCCAAGCGGCAUAGCUGGUUGUCAAGUCCGCUGAUCUGUCUGACGGGUUGUCGACACAACCGGGCCAGACAUGGGUGACCAGCCACACUCCGCCACACGCUCGGCUUUUUCACUCAAGUGGGCCGCCUUUCCUCCAUCUCUUUGUCCCUAUUCUUGCUUUGGUGAGGGCGGUGUGACUGGAACAUGGCGCUCGACAACCAGUUUCUGAUCCGCAAAAAUUGGCAAUUGAUGUGGUUACGGAAUAAGCUCCACAUGCGCAUGCCAAGUUCAGCCAGACUGGCCAUUUCGGGCCUGUGUGCAUCUACCUCGCCAGACUGGGAUCAUCG
Molecule: messenger RNA, 1310 nt
Organism: Microdochium trichocladiopsis
Lineage: Eukaryota; Fungi; Ascomycota; Sordariomycetes; Xylariales; Microdochiaceae
Exons: 1
Coding region: 367-978 (203 amino acids)
Source: RefSeq, a predicted model, not a curated record